Lepus europaeus (European hare) is the source of this 1719-nucleotide messenger RNA. RefSeq names its product matrix metallopeptidase 25 (gene MMP25). The record is from RefSeq and is a predicted model, not a curated record. Lineage: Eukaryota; Metazoa; Chordata; Mammalia; Lagomorpha; Leporidae. Gene Ontology annotation, biological process: extracellular matrix organization; proteolysis; collagen catabolic process. Gene Ontology annotation, cellular component: extracellular matrix. Bases 1 to 1719 code for a protein of 572 amino acids. The transcript is spliced from 10 exons. Gene Ontology annotation, molecular function: metalloendopeptidase activity; zinc ion binding.
AUGCGGCUGCGGGAGCUCGCGCCCCGGUUCUGGCUCCUGGCCCUGCUGCUCCUGCCGCUGCCGCCGCCAGCGCGCGCUGAGGAGACCUCGGCGCAGGACGUGAGCCUGGGCGUGGACUGGCUGACCCGCUAUGGCUACCUGCCGCCGCCCGACCCGGUCCAGGCCCAGCUGCAGAGCCUGGAGAAGCUGCGGGACGCGGUCAAGGUCAUGCAGAGGUUCGCCGGGCUGCCCGAGACCGGCCUCAUGGACCGGCAGACCCUCGCCACCAUGCGCAAGCCCCGCUGCUCGCUGCCGGACGUGCUGGGGGCGGCCGGGCUGGUCCGGCGGCGCCGCCGCCGCUACGCCCUGAGUGGCAGCGUGUGGCCGAAGCGGACCCUGACGUGGAGGGUGCGUUCCUUCCCCCAGAGCUCCCGGCUGAGCCAGGAGACGGUGCGGACCCUCCUGAGCUAUGCACUGGCCGUGUGGGGCGCCGAGUCCGGCCUCACCUUUCACGAGGUGGAUGCCCGGCACCAGGAACCCGACAUCCACAUCGACUUUGCCCGGGCCUACCACCAGGACAGCUACCCCUUCGACGGGCUGGGGGGCACCCUGGCCCACGCCUUCUUCCCCGGGGAGCACCCCAUUUCCGGGGACACCCACUUCGACGAUGAGGAGACCUGGACUUUCGGGUCGAAAGAUGGCGAGGGGACAGACCUGUUCGCCGUGGCUGUUCACGAGUUCGGCCACGCCCUGGGCCUGGGGCACUCCUCCGCCCCCAACUCCAUCAUGAGGCCCUUCUACCAGGGCCCCGUGGGGGACCCCGACAAGUACCGCCUGUCCCAGGACGACGUCGAAGGCCUGCAGCAGCUGUAUGGGAAAGUGCCCCAACCGCCACACGGCAAGCCCACUCGGAGACCCCUGGCUCCUCCCCCUCAGCCCCCGACCCCGCACCCAGACAGCCCCGCGUGGCCCAUCCCGGACCGGUGUGAGGGCAGCUUCGACGCUAUUGCCAACAUCCGCGGCGAAACCUUCUUCUUCAAGGGCCCCUGGUUCUGGCGCCUGCAGCCUUCGGGGCAGCUGGUGUCGCCCCGGCCCGCGCGGCUGCACCGUUUCUGGGAGGGGCUGCCGGCCCAGGUGACAGUGGUCCAGGCCGCCUACGCGCGGCACCGCGACGGCCGCAUCCUCCUCUUCAGCGGCCCGCAGUUCUGGGAGUUCCGGGACCGACAGCUGGACGGCCCGGCGCGGCCGCUCACCGAGCUGGGGCUGCCGCCGGGGCUGGACGUGGACGCCGUGUUCUCGUGGCCGGCCAACGGCAAGACCUACCUGGUCCGGGGCCGGAGCUACUGGCGCUUCGACGAGGAGGCCCGGCGCGCCGACCCCGGCUACCCCCGCGACCUGAGCCUCUGGGAGGGGGCGCCGGUAGCGCCUGACGACGUCACGGUCAGCAACGCAGGCGACACCUACUUCUUCAAGGGCACCCAAUACUGGCGCUUUCCCAAAGGCAGCGUCAAGACCGAGCCGGACUCCCCCCAGCCCAUGGGGCCCCAGUGGCUGGACUGCCCCGCCUCCACCUCCGGCCCUCACGCCCCCAAACCCCCUAAAGAGACCCCCGGGUCCGGAGCCUGCGAUUGCCAAUGUGAGAUCAACCAGGCGGCGGGCCGGCCGCCCACGCCCCUCCUGCUGUCCCUCCUGCCCCUGCUGGCGGGGGGCCUGGCCUCCCGCUGCGGGGGGUCGUCCUAA